Molecule: messenger RNA, 303 nt
Organism: Phytophthora nicotianae INRA-310
Lineage: Eukaryota; Oomycota; Peronosporomycetes; Peronosporales; Peronosporaceae
Exons: 1
Coding region: 1-303 (100 amino acids)
Molecular function (GO): protein dimerization activity
Source: RefSeq, a predicted model, not a curated record
AUGGCCUGCAAAGGGUUUAAGGCCUCAUCUGCUGCACAACCAACUGAAGAGACGACACGCUCGUUUUUGGGGGUCGUCUUUCAGAAAGCGACCCCAGCGCGUACUACGUACAUGUCUGUGUCGUCGAUACCUCCUACGUCUAAUGAGUGCGAGAGAUUUUUCUCUCAGGCGAAGCUGGUGUACACGGAAAUGCGUAAAAGCAUGGAUGUUAACACGCUGGGAGUGUUGGUGUUCCUUUCCUACAAUAGAGAUGCGUGGGAUGUAGGUAGCGUUCAAGCGAUUCGGCGCAAAAUGCACAACUAG